Molecule: messenger RNA, 508 nt
Organism: Hemicordylus capensis (graceful crag lizard)
Lineage: Eukaryota; Metazoa; Chordata; Lepidosauria; Squamata; Cordylidae
Product: gallinacin-13-like
Exons: 2
Coding region: 104-352 (82 amino acids)
Biological process (GO): defense response to Gram-negative bacterium; defense response to Gram-positive bacterium; innate immune response in mucosa
Cellular component (GO): extracellular region
Molecular function (GO): CCR6 chemokine receptor binding
Source: RefSeq, a predicted model, not a curated record
AUUGCUGCUGGACUGGAUCUCACAUUGGCCUGAUUCCCACUCCACCACCAGGAAUGUUGCCCGGUCUUUUAGAAAGGCAGAGGUUAUUUAAGUCCGUCUCUUCAUGAUGCCCAUGAGCUUCACACCGCGAGGCUCCUUCCUGCGGAGACUGCAGCCUGAAACCAUCAUGAGGGUGCUGUUUCUGCUUUGGAGCUUGGUCCUCAUCUUCUGCCAGUCCAUGCCAGGAGCAGUGGGAGACCUCUAUGACAGCCUCGAAUGCCGCAACCAACAUGGACACUGCCGGAGGCUUUGCUUCCACAAUGAAAGGCCCAUUGGCACCUGCACCAACCGGAGGCAGCUCUGCUGCAAAUGAGGGAGGCUGGCUGGCACUGUGGAAGGCCUGGGAGGAUCAGGAAGCCGCCGGGAGCCAGCAGAGCAAAUACAGCCAUGCCAUGCAAUCUGGACUCUGCCUCUGAGAAGAUGGCGUGUGGUUUUACUGUCAUUAAAUAAAUGGUGUAUUUUAAAUGCA